AUGAUCUCCCAGGCGGAGAGAGAUCCGUCGAUUCAAAUCCGGCUCCCGGGAAGCGGCCGCUCUUCCCCUUCUCCGCCGCCGUCGCCUAGUCUCCUCCGGUCUAAAUCGACCUCACAGGCGAAUCAAACCUUCGUUCAACGAAUCUCUUGGAUCGUCUUAUCGGUUAUCCUCCGGCGUCGUCGGAGAAUUCUACUCUUCGCUCCUGUAAUAUACAUCUCCUGUAUGCUCUUUCACAUGCGCACGGCGUCGUUUGACGCGGGUCCCACCAUCCAUCGCCGUCCCGCCCCCGGAUCUGUCUACAGGAGCCCUCAGGUUUACGCUAAGCUCCGCGCCGUGAUUGACGCCGAUAAUGCCACGGCUGAUGCGAUAUCAACGAUUUGGAAACGUUCGUAUAAAGGCGUGGAGUGGAAGCCAUGCGUGAACAAGUCUAAUGGAGUUUUGCCUGAAUCAAAUGGUUUUAUAUUCAUUGAGGCAAAUGGAGGGUUGAAUCAGCAGCGGACUUCGAUAUGCAAUGCGGUUGCUGUGGCAGGCUACCUUAAUGCGACCCUUGUGAUUCCCAACUUUCACUAUCACAGCAUAUGGAAAGAUCCGAGUAAAUUUGGGGACAUCUACGAUGAAGAAUACUUUAUCAGUACCUUAGCAAAUGAUGUCCGGGUGGUCGAUUCGGUUCCUGAGUACUUAAUGGAGCGUUUUGACUAUAACUUGACAAAUGUCUAUAACUUCAGAGUUAAAGCUUGGGCACCCACUAGCUAUUACCGGGACUCAGUCCUGCCAAAGCUGCUUGAAGAAAAGGUUAUAAGGAUUUCCCCAUUUGCAAAUAGACUUUCGUUUGAUGCUCCAAGAGCUAUUCAGAAAUUUAGAUGUUUGGCGAAUAAUGUAGCUUUGCGAUUUGCAAAACCAAUACUCACCCAAGGAGAAACACUGGUGAAGAAAAUGAAGAAGCUUAGUGCAAACAACACUGGGAAGUACGUUUCUGUGCAUCUUCGUUUUGAAGAGGAUAUGGUAGCCUUCUCUUGCUGUGUAUUUGAUGGUGGCAACCAAGAAAAACAAGACAUGAUUGCUGCGAGAGAACGGGGUUGGAAAGGGAAAUUCACAAAACCGGGCCGCGUCAUACGACCAGGAGCUAACAGGCUCAAUGGCAAAUGCCCUUUAACUCCUUUAGAGGUGGGUUUGAUACUUAGAGGAAUGGGCUUCAACAAAAGCACAUAUAUAUACCUGGCCUCUGGGCCGAUAUAUGGUGGGAACAGAACUAUGGCUCCACUACUCGAGAUGUUCCCUAAUCUUCAGACGAAGGAGAUGCUUGCGUCUGAAGAAGAACUGGCUCCUUUUAAGAGUUUCUCCUCGAGAAUGGCUGCACUAGAUUACACAGUGUGUCUCCACAGUGAGGUGUUUGUGACGACACAAGGAGGGAACUUCCCUCAUUUCCUCAUGGGGCAUCGGAGGUAUUUGUUUGGAGGACAUUCAAAGACGAUUCGGCCAGACAAGCGAAAGUUAGCAGUACUCUUUGACAAUCCCAAGUUGAGCUGGAGAAGUUUUAAACAUCAAAUGUUAAACAUGAGGUCUCAUAGCGACUCCAAGGGGUUUGAGCUGAAACGAUCAAGUGACUCCAUUUACAUAUUCCCUUGCCCUGACUGUAUGUGCCGCAGGAACAAAACUACAGCAACCACCUGAUACAUUGUUGAGCGAUAGAGAGAGGAGGACUAGCCUGCAACUUCAGGGCCUUCUCAAGCAUUGUCCACGGGUGUGGGAUUUUUUGACACGUUGAAGUCGAUGUAUCUAGACUGAGGAACUGAGACUAGCUCCCACCAAGAACCACCCCGUGCGUUUUGUACAUUUAGUGUCUAGUGUUGGGUUGCCCACAAAUAAAUGUAGGUUAGGGGAGAACAAAGCUUUUGUACAUUGACCGGUUCCUUUUUGUUUUAUCUAUUAUAGAUUCUUCGAAGUAA
This is a messenger RNA of Brassica rapa (field mustard), 1946 nucleotides long. RefSeq names its product O-fucosyltransferase 4. The record is from RefSeq and is a predicted model, not a curated record. NCBI's taxonomy places the organism in Eukaryota, Viridiplantae, Streptophyta, Magnoliopsida, Brassicales, Brassicaceae.